Mytilus trossulus (common blue mussel) is the source of this 2055-nucleotide messenger RNA. RefSeq lists its product as uncharacterized. The transcript has 8 exons. Bases 381 to 1406 code for a protein of 341 amino acids. Lineage: Eukaryota; Metazoa; Mollusca; Bivalvia; Mytilida; Mytilidae. The record is from RefSeq and is a predicted model, not a curated record.
ACAUAUCUCCUCUUCACAACUCAUUUGUGUGGUUAGUUUUGUGAUAAUGCACUGUAGUGAACAAUUGUGUCAGUAAUUGAAAGACAAAAGGGGAAAAUUAAAAUAAACACUUGGACAUUGAAUUUGUUGUGAUACCUUUAUUUACCUGCGACAUCAUAUUAUAUUUUAAAAGGCGUAUGAUUAAAUGCAUCCUGCAAUUUGAUUGAUACAUUAGAAUGGUGUCUAUCAAAGAUAGUCGUUGUGGUUCAAUAUAUAUAUUAUAACAAUGAUCAUGACGAUGGAGUGUAGAUGCAGACAACAACAGCAAGUCAUAUGUUUCAUUUGAUAAUUUCAGACACCUUUUGUUCGUUUGUUUAUUGACUUGACUCUUUACACUCUCUAUGAUGAAAACACUUUUCCUAUGUUGGUUUUGUCAGCUCGUUGUUGUUACAUUGGUAUAUGAACUUAAAUGUCCAGCUCCAGGACAUUGGCGUCUGAGAGCAAGAAAAUUUUAUUGUGGUCAGAGCUAUGUAUGUUUAUUACGUUCACCAGAGAAUUCGUAUCGAGAGACCUGUGAUGGACUCGAUUACAGCAGCUCAGGCAGCAAACUUAUUUUUGAACCAUAUUUCAACAAAGCAGGAUGCAGCUACAACCGAUAUCAGCCUUUCCCAUUCUCAACUGAUGGUAACAAUAAGUGUGUGUAUCAAAAGUCAUUUUGUAAUGAAAAGGGUCAAAUCGUCCACCGUGAAGGAAGUAUGAGAAAUGAUGCAACUUGUGGAUGCGAUUCUUCACAAGGGUACAUAUUUGUCACCACGCCAAAACACAACUGCUAUUGUAUACCAUCACAAGAAGAUUGCUCCUGUCACAAACUUUCAUGUAAUGAUAAAGAUACACUUUGUCCUUUUAUUGGUUCUGCUGUUCGGAAUGUAUCUUGUCCAAAAAUUGUUAUCAGACCGUCAACACAAAAGAAUGAGUCCUCAACAUCAGUAGACAGAUUUACCGACGGUAGAAGUAGUUAUUAUGAAGGCAGAACAUAUAGAUUAACAUAUGUUUACUUCAGCAAAGCAUUAAUAAUUGUUAUGAUCACUGUUUUAGCGGUAAUUGGAUUGUUAGAGUGGAAUGAUGUUUUAUAUGGCGAUCGUUUAACAGAUAACAACACAACAGUACAAUUAUUGGUAGAUCAAGAUGUAUCUGAUAAUUUGUUGAAUGAAACGGAAGGCGAUUCGAUAGAAAUUGAACGAUUACAAAAAGAAAAGAAUAGGAUCUUAAUGGGAGAACUUUUAUCUGGAGACGAAAACGGUUAUAUCAAAUUUCUAACAUUUCUAAAAAGAUAUUCGGAAUAUGAUGACCUCGUUUAUGGAAUAGAAAACACAGUUGUAACAGAUGACGAUAGGAUAGCAUUUCAAAAUUGUCAAAGGAACACUUAACAUAGAGCAGUAAUAUGAACGAUGAUCAAAUCAUGUAUGACCAUGUGUGAACGAAACUUUGAAAAAAUUUUGAGACAAAACUCAAUUUCGGAUAAACAUGUUGUUCCUUCGAUACUUAGGAUUAUUUGUGUAAUUCAUUGCUAUACACAAAACUAGAACACGCCUGCAGAACCGUCGACUGACUUAAAGUAACUUUACCUUAUUUGAAGCCUUGAUUUCGAGCAUUCGUAUUGUCAUCUUAUAAAUUCAUGCUGGUUGUAAGGUGCAGUUUAUCUGCUUAUAUAAUAUUUUUCUAUUUUAACCCGUCUUAAUUUUCUUCUACAAUGAACUAACUAAUUUUUUUUCAUAUUGUUUCUCUUAAUUAACCAAAAUAAAUACUGAUGUUGAGGUGCAAAAAAAACAAAAUUGUUUUACAGCUUACUCUUGUGUACCAUAGACAUAAAACAACUACGGGAAAAGUUCCAGUUUCUCCUGAUAAGUGAGGAUUUUCGGUAUAACUUGACUGGGCGGUGUUUAACCGGUUCCAUUAUUUAAUACCACUCCAUCUAUAGACAGGUGUGUCCAGAUAAACUCACCAAUGAAGUGGUCAGUUAUUUGUCUUUUGAACUCCUGGAUAUUUUUAUAUCUCUGAAAUAAAUGUUAUCUCUUU